Puntigrus tetrazona (Sumatra barb) is the source of this 2419-nucleotide messenger RNA. RefSeq names its product debranching RNA lariats 1 (gene dbr1). NCBI's taxonomy places the organism in Eukaryota, Metazoa, Chordata, Actinopteri, Cypriniformes, Cyprinidae. The record is from RefSeq and is a predicted model, not a curated record. Gene Ontology annotation, cellular component: nucleus. The coding region runs from base 139 to 1851 and encodes 570 amino acids. Gene Ontology annotation, molecular function: RNA lariat debranching enzyme activity. The transcript is spliced from 8 exons. Gene Ontology annotation, biological process: mRNA splicing, via spliceosome.
UGCGCAUGUGCAGAGUAGCAUGUGAGCGCAGGGAGGCAAAAGCGGCUUGCUGGAAGGAUCAUGUCAAAUAUGUAAAGGUGCGAUGGAUAACGCGAUUUAUCGUCUUUGAGCGUAAGGCUGUGGAUUAGAGAUAUAAGGAUGAAGGUGGCGGUAGAAGGCUGUUGUCACGGAGAGCUGGAUAAGAUCUACGAGAGCAUCGUGUACCUGGAGAAUAAAGAAGGUGUGAAGGUGGAUUUGCUGCUGUGCUGCGGAGACUUCCAGGCUGUCAGAAAUGAAGGAGACAUGAAGUGCAUGGCGGUGCCUGUCAAGUACAGACACAUGCAAACUUUCUACAAGUACUAUUCUGGCGAGAAAAAGGCUCCUGUCCUGACUAUUUUCAUCGGCGGAAACCACGAGGCGUCGAACCAUCUGCAGGAGCUUCCUUACGGAGGCUGGGUGGCCCCCAACAUUUAUUACCUCGGUUAUGCCGGCGUCGUUCGCUUUAAAGGUGUCCGGAUUGGCGGCCUUUCGGGAAUAUUUAAGUCCCACGAUUACAAGAAAGGACACUUUGAGUUCCCGCCGUACAGCCCAGAAUCUUUGCGCAGCGUCUACCACAUAAGAAACAUUGAUGUCUUCAAACUUAAACAGCUCAAGAUGCCCAUAGACAUCUUCAUGACGCAUGAUUGGCCACGAGGCAUUUAUCACUACGGCAACACAAACCAGCUCCUCCGGCAGAAGAAGUUCCUCAGACAGGAAGUAGAGAGCAGUACGUUGGGCAGCCCAGCUGCUGCAGAGCUUCUAGACCACCUGCAGCCCACAUACUGGUUUUCGGCUCACCUGCACGUGAAGUUUGCCGCACUGAUGCAGCACGAGGCUAAGAAUAAUGCUGCCCCAAAGAUCACCAAGUUUCUCUCACUUGACAAGUGUCUUCCACACAGAGAUUUUCUUCAGAUUGUGGAGGUAGCGGACCGACCGGGCUCCUCUGAGCACCUUGAGUACGAUCCAGAAUGGCUGGCCAUCUUGAAAGCGACAGACAGCCUUCAGAAACCAUCCUGCAGUUUUUGGAACCCCCCACAAGACAACGGACUGCAUACCCGGUGGGAUUUCAGUGCAUCAGAAGAAGCUAUGAUGGAGGUCGUGAGUGAUUUGAGCGGUGACCUUUGCGUCCCUGAAAAUUUCAGCCUGACGGUGCCUGCCUACGACCCCAACCGCCGUAUAUCCAAUGCCCACCCGGUCUACUCCACCAACCCCCAAACCACAGAGUUGUGUGCCACCUUCGGCCUAACAGACAUCUACAUCCUGGCUGGACAGAGUGGGCAAGCUUAUGGAGAGGAAGGUGCCACAGGUGCAACUGAAGAAGAGGAGGACGAAGACAGCACAGGGAGCGUAGACGAACCCAGCGAGUAUCCCACCGACACCUCCGGCCUCUCCAGCUCCUACAAUCCUGAUGAAAUCACCAUUGAAGACGAAUGGGAGGAGGAAGAGGAUGAGGGAGUGGAGUGUGCUGAGGAGAAAGGGACAGACGCAGUGGUUCCGGAAGGGCAGGUAGGGAGCCAGGACAGCGACAGAGACAGCAGUCCCCAGCGAGAGAUGACUAAUAGACUGAUCUUACCACCUCCGUGUGCCGCCCCAGAAUCAGAGGCUCCACUACGCUCCUUGCAGCCGCUUUCUCUUCCCCCUCCUUCAGCGUCCCUCUCUCAGGGCAGCUCAGAAGAGGAGGGGGGCCUCACACCAGCCAGGGUCCCCAAGCGCACUAGUGGGGAGACGACACAGGGGUCAGCCUCAGCCAGUCACACGGGCGGCGCGCCUCAAAUCAAACGGAGAAACCAGAGUAUUUACACGGCUGUAGAAGAUGAAGAGAGUGAGGGCUAGGGAAAUACAAUUUUAUAUAUAUAUAUUUUUUUUUUUGAUCAGGAAACUGCUACCAAGUAUGAUCUGCCGGAUAGUUUGAGUCUGAAGAGUUAAAUAAGGUAUUAUAUUGAUUUAAUCUGCUUGGUAACUACUUUUUAAAAUAUUUUUUUAUGAGUGCGAGGAAUUAAAGAAACCUUUUUUUCAGGCAUUUUCACGUGUAUAAAGCAACACCAAGACCAUCAACUUUUAUUUUGCAUUUGUCAAUUAUUUUGUCAUUUUGAGUUUUAAUGAUGUUUCUUUCCAUUUUUUUUAUCCAAAUAUAUGACAUCACAUUCAUUAGUUUAUUUUAGUCUUAUUUUAUUAGCUUUGUGGUGAUUGACUUGGCUUUUUCAUUCUAUUGUAAAUACAUCGUUUAAAUAAUAGAAUCCUGGUGUAAUUUUGUGUAUUUUGUCUUUUUUUAUUCUUUUUUUUUUGCAAUUCCUAGAAGUAAAAAGCUAAUUUAAACCCACUACAAAUUCAGUCUUUAUCUACAUAUGUUUUGUGUUAGAAAAGUUUGAAAGAGUGUGAGAUUAAACGGUGUAAAAGUGAA